GCUGUAGCUCGUUUGCAGCUCUUGCUCCCACUGCUUGUGUGCUAUUUGCUGAAUCCGCCAGCUGUCUCCCGCUUUGCGCUGAAAGACCCUGUGCGUUGCCUUCUCCUGUGCCGGGUCCUUGGCACGCGCUAUACUGCUUCCGGGUGUUCUGGUUCGGAGAGCUCCAGCUCGCGUCACUCAAAAGUACGAUUAUUGUGCUUCACUCACCGCGAGGAGCACUAUUCACCCUCCUCACCUGAGGCGGCUCCUCACUUUUAUUGUCCCUGCCGCUCUUGCACUCCUGAACUCCCCAUGACCCGCACGCUUGCCAGUUGUUCUUUCCCCCUUGUUCACCGACAUACCAAGUCUCGCGACCUCGCCUGAACACAACUGUCAUCAUGGCGCCCCGCAGAUCGCGAGCCAACUCCCCCGAGUUCCCCAUUCUGGAGGCCAAUGCCUUGUAUGCGGGGGAUAUCAAGGGCGAUGGCAACUGCCUGUUCAAUGCCCUUUCCGAUCAGCUCUACGGCUCCCAAGACAUGCACGAGGUACUUCGCACAUACACCAUCGAGCACAUGAAGCAGCACUCGGGCUUCUACCGCCAGUACAUGGCUGUGAACAACGUUCGCCGAAACCCCAAACGCAAGACGACCGCCGCCUUGUCCACGACCAUCGAGCCUUCUGCUUAUACCGAAGAGGAGCUGCAGAGGCAGUUCGAGCUCCAUGUUGAGAAGAUGGGCCAACCCGGCGAGUGGGCUGACAACAUGGAAGUCUCGGCUUUUGCAUCCGCCUUUCAUGUUCAUGUUCGCCUCUGGCAAGCUGACUUCACCAUCCUCAUCUCUCCGAGUUUCGACUACCAAUAUGAGGAGCCUGGGGCUGUUGAUGACCGCCAGACCCUCCACAUUGCUUAUCACACCUGGGAGCACUACUCAUCUGUCCGCAAUAACGCUGGACCCCACACUGGCGUACCUGAUGUCACAGUAGUCCCACUGCAGACAUCCUUGCGGAAGCGCCCCAGCCCCAGUGUCUCGGGAAGUGAUGAAGACGAGAUCCCGCGUGCUCGGAAGCGUCGAUCUCCUCUUCCGCUCUUCGACUCAGACUCAACACCUGAGGGUACGGAGAGCUCUUCCGACGAGUCCAACGGGCCGGUGCUAUCGCAGACGCAUCUUGAUCUCCCUGACUCGGCACAAGCAGCGAAGCCACAAAAGCUUACCAUCAAGCUGCGAUGUCUGCGGACCACUGACUCCGUCGAACCUGGCGAGCCUGUCGAGCCUCUUACAGCUAUCCCACCGCCCACAAUCACCCCUCCCUCACCUCUACCGCCCCCACAAACACCACCACCUGCUGCUUCAGAGACACCCUCAGAACCUGCGCUUACCACGCCUUCCGCAACUACAACGACAGCGACGGCCGCAUGAGACGAUGAUCUAAACUCAUGUGCGUGACAGAAACACGCACCCUUACUCACGACGAUACCCCAUUAACCUAUCUUGCAUAGCUUAGGCGCAUUUUGUUUUUCACUUGACCCUACGCUUUCGCGAGGGUUGUUCCUUCCAGUUGCAUAGCAUACGAGCAUGGGACACGGUAUUUGUAUGGCCUAGGAUCUCAGCUUUGACGAUGGAUUACACUGCAUGACCGGUCAGGACGAGCAGGGCACCAAAGUGCUUGGGUCUUGCGUCCUUGAAUCUGGCUUGGCGUUAGUGGCUUAUUGAUUGAUUAUUCUCUUCGCGAUGACGAAUACGGUGAAGAGACAGGUAGC
Paraphaeosphaeria sporulosa is the source of this 1735-nucleotide messenger RNA. RefSeq names its product OTU-domain-containing protein. Gene Ontology annotation, biological process: protein deubiquitination. The transcript is spliced from 3 exons. NCBI's taxonomy places the organism in Eukaryota, Fungi, Ascomycota, Dothideomycetes, Pleosporales, Didymosphaeriaceae. Gene Ontology annotation, molecular function: cysteine-type deubiquitinase activity. The coding region runs from base 378 to 1394 and encodes 338 amino acids. The record is from RefSeq and is a predicted model, not a curated record.